Messenger RNA from Quercus robur (English oak), 1233 nucleotides. RefSeq lists its product as uncharacterized. Gene Ontology annotation, molecular function: RNA binding. Bases 305 to 736 code for a protein of 143 amino acids. NCBI's taxonomy places the organism in Eukaryota, Viridiplantae, Streptophyta, Magnoliopsida, Fagales, Fagaceae. The record is from RefSeq and is a predicted model, not a curated record. The transcript is spliced from 2 exons.
UCUAAACAGACUUAACAGACGUUAUUUUUUAACUCUCCCUUCUCUCUCUUCUCCUCUCUAACCCAAACUUCUCUUCUCUCUUCUGUAGUGUCUAGGCCAAGCCCAAGUCGGCGUCGUUUCAAAACAAAACCCUAACCCAGUAAUCGCUUCUCUUCACUCCUCGAUUCCACUCUCUCUCUCUCUCUCUCUCUCUCUCUCUCUCUCUCAUAUUAACAAAAACACACAGAAAACCAAAAACAGAGGGUUUUUCCAUUUUGAGCCUCUCUGAGAGAGAACACACAGAAAAGAGAGGCAAAAAAGAGACAUGGAUUCAGACGAAGGAAAGCUAUUCAUAGGAGGCAUAGCAUGGGACACCAACGAAGAAAUCUUGACUGAGUACUUCACCCAAUACGGUCAAAUCACCCAAGCCGUUAUCAUGCGCGAGAAACCCACUGGUCGCCCUCGUGGUUUUGGCUUUGUUGUCUUCUCUGACCCUUCUGUUCUUGACCGUGUCCUCCAGGAUAGGCACACCAUCGAUGGCUGCACCGAGCAUCCAGAUGCAGUUACAUACGGAGAUAAGAUCUUGGAUGAUUAUUGUGAUUUGUGCUUGAUUUAUGGUAAUGAAAGUCAGCAUAGUAGAUCAAGUUAUUUUGACAUUAAAAUGGAGAUCAACACCAACACCCUGGGGAUGGGGAUUGACGAUAUAAUUGGUGAUACGCAAUCUCCAGCUACGGAGAGUUUGAAAUAUCUCAUCUGAGAAGAAAGUGAAAAUCUGCUCCUUCGUCAACCUCAGCAUGUAUCCAAAAAGUUAGGAGAACCAUCAAGAAAGAGACACAAGAGGCAGUUGAGGGGAAGCCAUGUGUAGUAAAAACUAAAAACAUAUUUGGGUACUGAGGAAGGCAAAAGACUACAGCUCAAUAGAAUGUAUAGUUGCAGCACUUCAAACCGUUCCUGACAUGGAUGAUGAGAUCUUCUUGGAGGCUUGUGAACUUUUAGAAGAUGAGAGAAAGGCCAAGAUGUUUGUGGCCAUGGAUGUUACAGCACGGAGGAAGUGGUUAUUGAAAAAGCUUCGACGGUAGCAUCUAUUUUCCUUGUUAAUGUCAGAUAUAAUUUUGGUACUUUUUUAUUGGGGAGUUUUUCCAAUGUAAAUCAGAUCCUAUAUUAAUGUCAAGGCAUUUUUCAAUGCAAUUUCCUGUAUGAUUUCCUUAUUGAAAUUGGAAAAAAAAAAGGGAAUUGAAUUUGCUUUUGCUGGGA